Messenger RNA from Alternaria atra, 1059 nucleotides. RefSeq lists its product as uncharacterized. NCBI's taxonomy places the organism in Eukaryota, Fungi, Ascomycota, Dothideomycetes, Pleosporales, Pleosporaceae. The coding region runs from base 1 to 1059 and encodes 352 amino acids. The transcript has a single exon. The record is from RefSeq and is a predicted model, not a curated record.
AUGUCAUGGAUGGACUCCUGGUCCCGGCCCAGCAAACACGCCGUAACCCCACCACCCCUCUACCUCACCGUUGGUGAUACAGUCCCCUACUGCCACAGCUGCGGCCGAGUAAUCGGCGAACGCCGCAAGACACAGAGUGCAACAGAAGUCAAGUACUGUUCAGCGCGAUGUCGAAACAGCAAGCCAGGUCCCAUCGACCGCAAGAUCGAAGCUACAUUCGCCGCACUACUCAACGGCGCAUCUCCAGAGUCCUUAAAAGAGAACGCGGGUGCAGAACCAAUUAAGAAUAGUUUGGAGACUGGUCAUGAGCAUGAAGAGGUUAAAGGUGGCAAGGGCGAGAAAAAACAUAAGAAGAAACCAUCCAAGACCAUCAAAGGAGAUCACAGGAUCAUCAUUGAGUGCAGUACUGUGGAAGACAUAGUCUUCCAACGCGAGAAAGACCCAGAGAAAGUCUACGGUCGACGCAAAAACCGUAAAGCGCGAUUCGUCGUUGAGAAGCCCGAGGAUUGGAAGAGCGUAGAUAUGGUCGAUCAACCUGCGUCCACUACUACGCCUGCUACAGCCCCAGGUGCAACAACCGUAUCAACACAACCUCCACCAGAUCCCGUGAGUAGUGACGAGGACGAGGACACAGUCUCAGAUUCCGAUAACGAAGCCGAAGGCGGCGUUGUUCUCGAGCCAACAAAAACUCCGUCCGCAGGAGGGUCCGCAGAAGCUGAUUCACAAGCCCUUCCCGACACCGUAGAAUACGGCUACGGCUCUGGCAAAAUUCGCCCACCUCAAGCCCAAAAUGACGUCAACGGCAGCGUAGGCGGAGAGAAGGGCUGGGCAGAGCGCAUUCACGAGACCGACGAGAUGAAGUUGAAGAGGAGGGAAGGACAGAGGAAGGCUGAGGAGAGGGAAAGAGUAAGGCAAGCUGCGAGACGGGGGUGUGCGUUUGGUUUUACUGUACCUGACGAAGCAGAAAAGAGGAAGUGUGAGGCUGUUAUGAAGGGUGUUGUUGUGGAGAGUAGUUUUGCAAAGGGAGAAUGGGGGGUUAGAUGGAGGGAGAGGGUGUAG